GCCAGACUCUCCUGGUGCAGGAGAGAUGAUCAUGAGGGAUACGGGGACUGUCCCGCCGACCUUCUCUUUUCCACCGUUGGCAAAUACCAUACUGACAGGCAAAGGAGCAAUGGUUAUGGCCAUGACCCAAGUGGCCACUAGCGCCACCGAUGAACAAGCAGCGUCCUCGUACGCCAGUGCGUUACAGGAAGGAUCAAAGACCGAUGUGACAACCUUGUGGCAUGGACACCAAUCGAACUCAAGACCUCACACAAGGAACACACGAAGGGGAGUCAUCUCUGGUGGUGUCAGAUGGGCUCAGAUCGAGGUUGUCCCUGCCCUGGCAAAGGUUCGUGGUUCGUUCACUGGGAUUGAAAGCAUCCUUUACCACAUUCAAACAGAGGAUCCGUGCCCAAUGGAGACCAACUGGAGAAAUGGAAAUCUGGGGGCUCGGGCGGGAUUGCUUCCUGCUAACAAAGAGGACGACUACCUUCGCGCUUUGACAGAUGGUCCUUGGACCAUUUUCGACCACUACCUAGUAGUCCAACAAUGAACCCCUAAUUUUCGACUCCACGACAAGCUUCCCAAAUCAAUGGUGGUGUGGGUGCAGUUUUCAGCUCUCCCAAUUCAUUUCUACCAUUAAGAGAUCUUGUUAUCUUUGGGUAAUAUGCUGGAAAGAACGGUAAAGUUGGAUUACCACACUCAACAUCAAGAACGAGCCAAGUUUGCACGUGUGGCAGUGGACGUGGAUUUAUCGAAACCCCUAGUUCCUCGUAUCUGGCUAGAUGGGGCAUGUCAAUAUGUGGAAUAUGAAAAUCUUUCGGCCGUGUGCUUCGAACGUGGAAAAGUAGGUCAUACGUCCACUAGUUGUUCAACAAUCCGCCCAAACAUACAACAGACUGACAAUGGCACGGUGGCGCUGACGCCGGCGUCCGCCUCCACUCCGACGGCAGAUGUAGACAAAAAAGCGGGCUAUGGGCCGUGGAUGCAGGUCUCACGAAAAUCACAGCGAGGGAACAAGGGAUCAUACAGGGUUGGGGCUCCCAACGGUACAAAGGAUUCUCCCCGAAUAAAGGAAAGUCAAAUGG
This is a messenger RNA of Linum trigynum, 1067 nucleotides long. The record is from the annotation of a GenBank genome assembly. Lineage: Eukaryota; Viridiplantae; Streptophyta; Magnoliopsida; Malpighiales; Linaceae.